AACGAACAUCAACCCACCCCUCACCAUAAUACACACUCUACAUCCGCAAAAUCCUUGCAUAAAUUACUCGUUUUGAAUAAUUGAAUCAUCAAAAUGUCCUGCAUCCUCGAUCUACCACGAGAGCUGCGCGACGAGAUUUACAGAUGCUAUCUUGCACAAGAUGGGGGUUAUGUUUACAACGCCCGCACACGGAAACUACGCACGGCCGAUGGGCUUAUUGAUCUGGCGUGGAUGAGGACUUGCAAGCAGGUUGCCCAAGAGAUGAGGCCGUUGCUGUUUGAAGUCAAUGCUGUUACGUUCAAGACCGAGUGGAUCGACCGCGAGACGAGUGAGAGAGCCGAACGUUUCGGAAAUGAACUCGUUUCCCUGCACCAUCAAUCCGCCUCCCAUUUGUACAACCUUCGUAAAUCCAUCACCAACUAUAUGGCUUACCAAGCUACAAGUGCUUUUCCAAAGUCAAGUAUCAUGCUUCCUGCUAUCCGCGACCCACAUCCCACCGGCGUACAAACAGAUUACCAUAGACACUUCGAGCACCAUUUCAGAGACUUACAAAACUGGAGAAUAUGGAGACAGGCCCCUUCUACGCAACGUAAUUUCGUAAAAUCACUGCUGCUAUUGAAGAAGCCUAGACGGACGUGGUGGGACUUUUGGAGCCCGGACCAGUUGCUAGGACAAACAGAUAGUCGUCCUGAUUUUACAUCACAAGUCGAACAGAUCCCCGACCCAUGGAUUAUCCCUGGUGAGGGUCUGGUUGUGUUUUUGGAGGAGUUAAACAGUACCUGGUCAGGGGUAAAGACAAAGACGACCGGGAUACGAUCCCGCUGGGCAUCUCACAUUAAACACUACUUCUCAGCAGCUGCGCUUGCUAUACAAUUCUUUGGAAGCAUUGACAGGGACCUUCUUUCCAGAAUUCGUCACAUCAUCGUAGAUGAGGCCCAUGCGAGCGUGGCCUAUCCGCAAUGCCAUGUACUCGGCUUAAUCCCCAUUCUGCAGAAGAAUCCUCGACUCUCCAUCGAACGAAGGGUCGAUAUUUGGAAUACUGUCACCACUGGUAGACACGGCGAGGAUCAUGUUUCGAGAUUUGCGUACUGCACCGACGAAAAGCUCGAGAAGCUUGCUAAGGACACUGAAGACGCUGAAGACGAUGAGGACGAUGAAGACAAGGCAGUGAUAACUCGCGACCUUAUCUCCGUAUCGUUCUCCCAAUGGUUCGAAGAAGCAGCCGCCCUUUCUUCAGCCGGCAUACCAUCCGACCGCUUCUCAUUGAUCUUCCACCAAUCCCCCAAUACCGAGGCCGUGCUGCCGAUAUUCGAGACCGUUGUCCGCGAUGCUGCGUGGCAGAGUGCAUUGGAACGAGCACUUGUCGUUACACCACCGAAAAACCCGAUGAGUCUCCCAGGCACGAUUUGCUGGUUUUCUGAGUCGUUCGCUCGGGUUGUGCGCGACAUACAGCAACGUAAAGGGUUUGUUCACUUUGACAUAUGA
Messenger RNA from Pyrenophora tritici-repentis Pt-1C-BFP, 1485 nucleotides. RefSeq lists its product as uncharacterized. Lineage: Eukaryota; Fungi; Ascomycota; Dothideomycetes; Pleosporales; Pleosporaceae. The record is from RefSeq and is a predicted model, not a curated record.